This is a messenger RNA of Mycena citricolor, 2576 nucleotides long. NCBI's taxonomy places the organism in Eukaryota, Fungi, Basidiomycota, Agaricomycetes, Agaricales, Mycenaceae. The record is from the annotation of a GenBank genome assembly.
GACGACCUCGACGUCAAUCGCGCGGUCCAUUUGACCCAAUCUCACGUGGCUGAGGAGGAGAAGAAAUCGGGAAAAUAGAAACAUGUCCUGUAUUCAUGUGCGUUGUGGAAUGUGUUUUUCUUUGCCCAGGAUGGAUCUCAGCACUGACAAGGGAAAUGCGAGCCCCCUCAGAGGACCAAGCCACAGCAGACGGCCGCCUUUGCUUAUCUCUACACAUCUUCUCAUCCCAAUCUCAAUAUCUGCUUGAACAGACUUGAACGAAGCGAUUACAGGCGCGCUUAUCUGCUCCCUGAUCACGGGUCCGGCCAUGACACUUCUUCGAAACUUUCGAAGGAGGGCGGGUGGAUUGUUAGACCCAUCUGUGGCUAGCUUUCGCACCAUCUCGGCCGCCUGGACGGGAGUGGAACAGGCGAAUCUACGCGCUUAUGAAAUGACUGGUUGUUAUCGGGACUUUGCGUAGGACUUCGCCGCACCCUAGCCGGUAUUCAUAACAAGCGUGAGAGAUCGUAGCUUGGUCGAAGAUAAACUUCCGCCCACUGGUGUGCCCUUCCCACAACCCCUGCUUCCUCCCUUCUGCCUUUGAUAACGACUGGCCAUGGGGUUCGUCAGCCUCAAGAACGUGGUGAAGCGAGUCGAUAACUCGGGCGACGAUAGCGAUAUCGGGACCUCGACAUGGUACAACAAAGAUCUGGUCCCCGCUCGACCAGAACUGCGGCGAUGGAAAGCGCACACCUACGUCUCAUUCUGGUGGGCGUCCUCCUUCAACCAGGCGGAAUGGGCUGCGGGCGCGUCGCUGAUUGCGGUGGGCCUCACGUUCCGGCAAAGCAUGGCCUGCGCCGUGCUCGGCGCCAUGCUCUCCGCCGUCGCGAUGGUGGUCACCGCGCGCCCGGGCGCGCUGGUGCACGUCGGCUACCCACCGCUCUUGCGCAGCUCGUUUGGUAUGUGGGGCUCGCGCGUGUUUGUCGCCUUGCGUGGAGGGGUGGCCAUCAUUUGGUUCGGCGUGCAAAGCUAUUUCGCGAGUGAGCUGCUCGAUGUGGCAUUCAGAUGCAUAUUCGGGCACAAAUGGACCGACAUCCCGAAUCAUCUCCCGGCUAAUGCUGAGAUCACCUCUCGCGGGCUUGUGGCCUUCCUCCUGAUCUGGCUCGCCCAAGGCCCGUUUAUUCUCAUUCACCCGUCAAAGAUACACUGGCUGUGGCCGCUCAAAGCACUGAUAAUUCCCCCGGCCAUUUUCGGCUUCUUCAUCUGGGCUGUAACACAGGCAGGCUCGGACUGGGGAACGUUCAAUACGAAUGUGACGGCGGCACCGGCAAAGGGAGCCGCAUUGGGAUGGGCCAUCAUGAGUGGCAUAAAUACGGUCAUGGGAACGCUUAGUCCGAUGAUUUUGAAUCAGCCUGACAUUGCGCGCUACGCGAGACGCCCGCGAGACGCCGGUUGGCCGCAGGGCCUAUCAAUGCUUGUUAUCAAAACUCUGAUCUUCUUCCUCGCCAUGUCUACAGCCUGUGCGCUGGAAGUUCUCUACGGCAAGGCAUAUUGGAACAUGUGGGACCAACUCAACGCAGUCCUCGACGCGCAUUGGACGGCCAAAUCGCGCACCGGGUGCUUUUUCGUCGCGUUCUCCAUGUGUCUCGGCACAAUCGGCACCAAUCUGUCCGCCAACUCGAUCCCGUUCGGCGCCGACAUGGCCGGUACGUUUCCACGCCACCUGACCAUCGUGCGCGGCCAGAUCGUAGUAUGGAUUCUGGGCUUUGCGAUUGUGCCGUGGAAAUUCCUCACCAGCGCGGCCAAGUUCAUCACCUUCCUCGGCUCCUACACGGUGCUGGUGGGUGCGAUUCUGGGCCCGAUGAUCGUCGAUUACUAUGUCGUGAGGCGUGGAAAGUGCGUGUUUGUUUGCGUGAAUGACCUGAUAGUACUUGAUGAUUUCUCCAGUGUGCAUGUGCCCUCGUUAUAUGACGGCAGCCGCGGGUCCUUGUAUUGGUUCUGGGGCGGGUUCAACCUCCGCGCCAUCGCAGCAUGGUGCGUCGGAACCGGCCUAACCAUCUCUGGCAUCGCAGCCGGUUUCACGCCGGGCUCCGUCAACUCUGCCUCGGUGGAUCUGUACAGUCUCGGCUGGCUGCUGUCCGUCGUGGCAUCCGGCACCACCCACUACGUGCUCAAUCGGCUCUUCCCCGUCCCCAUCGCACCGCGCGAUCGGCCCAGCGGGGCACAGCCGUUCGAGUAUCUCGCGAAGAAAGAGGGAUUCUACGACGAGGAUCUGCCCUGGGAUGUCACUGCUGGGCCGGCCACGAUAGUCGACACGCCGUCUGUGAGCGAUGAGGACAGCGUGAAGAAAUUCGAGGAGGAGUCGAAAGAAGCUGGUGUCUAGAGUCAGAGCGCCUCAGACGAAAUGGUGCAGUUAUUUUGGUCUCACAUUUUGUAUAACAUCCGAGCCGUACUACCUCGAGAAAUUUGGUUGAGAUUUGAACGCUCCUCAGGACGCCGGACCUCACUAGUCCCGCGCUGGGGAAGUGCCAAUAGUGUGUCUUCACCCUUCCGGGGAAUACACAUUACAGGGACCCUUGCUGGAUAGGGGAAUGUCG